Suillus bovinus is the source of this 1308-nucleotide messenger RNA. RefSeq lists its product as uncharacterized. The coding region runs from base 493 to 1179 and encodes 228 amino acids. The transcript has 13 exons. The record is from RefSeq and is a predicted model, not a curated record. NCBI's taxonomy places the organism in Eukaryota, Fungi, Basidiomycota, Agaricomycetes, Boletales, Suillaceae.
UGUCUCCGGACCGCUGUUUUUGUGAGACGGCGACUCGGACUAUUCGCUUCUGUGCAUAAGUCACCCAAAUACGACGUGUACUCUUGAUCGAAUCACUUAGAAGAAACAGUUAGAAUGAUUUCAAGGAGGGUCCUGUUCAGACCUGUGUCGGCAAAACCACACCCUGCCAACGGUGAUGGCACUCCAACUUGUCCAUCCUGCCACAUUCCACCCAGGAGAUCAUAUCAUCUGCCUGGCAGUGCUAGUUCUGCCCUGCCAUCUGGCAGGAUGGUGAAAUUCUGCCCCCCAACACUAGUAACGCUCACUGCUUGGCGCCUUGCCACUCUAACAAUUUCAUGAUCGCAUUGGUAUCACAUUCCCUCGCCCCUUCAAAUACUUGUUUCAGUCAAUACUCACUUCGGCAACCCAAGCGCCAACUGAUGGGUGGUAUAUCAAUCACGAACUUCACCCACCAAGUUUGCCACCGCUCCCUCACUCCCAUCCUCUGACGCUAUGACCUUAGUCUCGAAUGAUCCCAGCUUGUGGCCAUCCAUCAAUUCAUAUCGUAUAUUCAGUUAUUUUACAGUUGCCGCCUCUGUCGGUGUAAUCUACGAUUGGGCGCUCACUUUUGGACAAGAGGUUGACCUAUUCUGGAGGCGACGUCGGUCCUUGAUGGCCAUUCUGUAUCUCAGCAUACGCUAUAUUGGAAUAGGAUAUGUUAUCCUCAAGACGCUGACUAAUAUUCCGACAAUUUCAUUAACAGAUUCAGGGUGCCGUAUCAUGUACAUUACACUGGAAAGUACGAAUGAAGUCGUAGAUGUAAUGUUGGGUGUCAUCUUGAUCGCUCGGCUGAAUGCCAUGUGGCAAUCCAAAAAGAUGUUGGUAUUUCUUGUUGCCAUCUUUUUGACAAUCAGAACCGCCAACGCAGUGAUGGCCGCAAUAUCCAUGAUGCAUGUUUCCGUGGAGGAAGUCGUUCUCUCCGGCACCUAUGGGUGCAACACUGACUACGUGGGAGAUACCAUACUUCUGUACACCAUCACCUGGAUACUUUCCAUGGCAUUGGAGGUCCUUCUGUUGUGCCUCACACUUUGGAUUGCUGUGAAGCACUUGCGUGAACUGCGACAAUACUCAACAGGAUGUAUAAUCGAGGACUGUUACGCGGUGCUCAUGAAAACUCACGUCAGUUAUUUUGCGAGGUGAGCUCAUAAUGCGAAGGUAGUUCUCUUUUCCGCUGAAGUUAUGCACGUGCUAGUUUUGUUGCAGUUUCUUGUUUCUACGUCGGGUUUUUCUCUCCGACGCUCUCAGCGAAUACAAACUCUACAGAAACUC